AAGGUUGAGGGGUCCACUACUUGAAAUGAAAUAGAACAAACAAACAAGCUAAGAUGACAGUUUCUACGAAAACUGUCUUUUAGCUACUUUUAGAACUCAAAAACAUUAUUUGGAGAGAGAAACAACGUCUAUUACUACAAGUACAACUCUGUCAUAUUGAGACAACGUGAGAGUCGGUCUAGGAACAAAAUAAGGAGGGUAGACUAGUAGAGCGAGGAUUUGGCAGAUAAAUGAGUGAUUGAAUAUUAUGAUUCAUGGUUACUCUAGAUUGAAUUUUCAGAAAAUAUAGCCUUUUUCUUUUCCAUCUUUUCUUUUGGGAUUCAGUUACUUCCUAUAAAUCUCAAACCAGCAACUUCAAGUCAGAAAAAUCCGUGAUCUUUAAGAUUCCUUCUCUCUCAUCAUCUUCGUGGUCUUUGCUGAAUAUUUGGCUUGCCUUCUCGGUUUGUUCCACAAAUUUUUAGGCAAUCUUCAAGUACACGUUGAUUUGGCUUUCAGAUCACAGUGAUGGGAUUUAGUUAUCAAUUAUCAAACACUUUGUUCUCUCUCUCUCUCUGGAAUCUUGAUAUUGGGUAUCUUGGUUUUGCUUAAAAAUUUAGUCUUGGAGACAGUGAUGGUGCAAGAUUGAAACUUUGGGAGACUGGUUUUUGUCAUAUACUUUAGAUUAGAUAGAUUUGGAUUAAAUGGAAGAUGAUGCAACAAUGCCUCAGGAAGAUCAGAGAAACAGUGAAGGUAUAGGCAUGGGGAGCCUUGGUAGAUCUUCUAAGAAGUCAAAGCAGAAAAAGGUGCCACAAAGGGGACUUGGUGUGGCACAACUUGAAAAGAUAAGACUAGAAGAACAACAAAAGGGAGAUGAACCUCCAAUUUCACCAUCUCAAACUGCUUUACCAUCAACCAAACCAUCAUAUCUGCCUCUCCCACUUAAGAAUUUUCAUGACUCCAACCAAUCACCUUCCACAUCUCUUUUAACUUGUGAGCCAACAUCAGAAUUUAGGUCCCGUUUGUCAUUGCAACAGCAACAGCAGCAGCAGCAGCAGCAGCAGCAGCAACCACCCAUUAAUGAUAAAGUUCCUAGCAAUGUUCCAUUGACAAACAGUGGUGGCUUUGGAACUGGUUGGCCCGUUGUUCCUGGACACGAGAAUGUUCCCAAGUGGUGGAGUUCCUAUCAAUAUGAUUCUGAGAAGAACAAAUUUGGAGUGGAUGACUCAGGAUUGCCAAUUCUGCUAAGUUUGCCUUUUGAAUCCAACUCCAUUUGGCCUAUGCCCAAUUUGGCUCAGAGAACACCACAAUAUCAACACCAAUCUUCUUCAUCAGUGGUGAAUGUCUCAUCAGGAACUUCAUCAACACCCAUGCCUCAUUUCUCAAUAGAGCCCCCUUCAAACCAAAGCAAUAAUAAUGACAGUAGUGUGCCUGUGAGACCAACUGAUAAGACAGUUGGAACAAAAAGGCCAUACCCUUUCUCCUUGAAUUUUCCCCAUGCCCCUGCUUUCAAUUAUAAUAUGCCACCCUUUGCUGAAACAAGAACAAAUGUAAAAACUUCGUGUGGAAACGGUAGCGAAUUUAACUUUGAGGCUGGCAAUUCAACUUCCAGAGAAGUCACACUCGCUUCAGCAUCCAACUCUAAGCCAAACUCAAAGAAAAGAAGUGAAGAGAAUGAGAGUUUCAAUGGAGACUUUCUCACAUUGGCUCCUCCAUCUCCUACUUCUUAUCAACCUCCAAAGUCCACGCCAUCUUCAACUCUCGUAGCAUGUCAAAACCAGGGAAAUGUAGAAGAACAAAUCCCUGCUCCGCCAGUGUACAGGCUGUUCAAUCAACAAAAGCAACCACUGUAUGGCUUCUUCCAUCCAGAACCAAAGGAGGAACAGAUUGGACAUACAGCAGCCAGGAUUCAGAAUGGUCAUGAAGUGGGAGAAAAUGUUGAUCUUAAUUUGAAACUAUGAAUUGAAGUUCUUGGCUUGUUGUUCCUCACCUAGUUUUGUUUUACUAGUGGUAGAUACUCCUGAAUGUGCACAUGUAGGGAUGAGUAUGAAAGGGACUCGAAAUUUUGGCCAUGUGAGAAGUAAGAGUGGAAAAAGAGAACAACAGAUGUUGAUUUGUUUGUUUUGAGUAGCAAUAUCUAAGGGCUUUUGAUGAAGCCAAACUCUAGUAGCAUGCCUUUGGGAACUGAGGCUAUGCAUUUGUUUGUUUUUCUUUUUUCUUAGUGAUUCCUUUCUUGCUUGCU
Molecule: messenger RNA, 2218 nt
Organism: Vigna umbellata (rice bean)
Lineage: Eukaryota; Viridiplantae; Streptophyta; Magnoliopsida; Fabales; Fabaceae
Source: RefSeq, a predicted model, not a curated record